AUGAACGUCAGAUUCUGUCAACCAGAUGUAGAAGACGAUUUUAUCAAGAAUGGUCGGAGAAAGGCGAGGAUUGAAAUCGGCGAUGGGAUAGUCCUGGACAUUCAGCCGGUUGAGGAUGAAAAGAUGAAGCAAGCUGCAUUGUCGCAGUUGAAAACACGAAUCGCCCACGAAGCCGCUUCAGCGAUAAAAGCUGAACCAGAAAUCUUGGAGUCGAUGGGAGAGUUCUUCAGAGAGUCUGACUUCACAAAACAUGAAGAAUUCUGUGCUCGCCGAGAAGAGCAAGGGGACGCUCUGGAAUCUGUUAUCGAAAAGCUUAUCCAACUGCCACCGCUUGAUCUUCCUGCUCCUGAAGAUAUUGAAAUCCUAGAUCUGCCAAUUCCAGACGAUUUCGGAGAGAUCGAUCGACUGAUUGCCAAAGAGGUGGCAAAUGCAACGAAAGAAGAGAUGCUCCGGGCUGAGACGUUCGUCGAUAAAAUGAUGGCUGAUGCUGGUACCCCACUUUCGUCGGAUACUCUUCUUGAGAAAAAAGAGAUACGAAAAGAUCUGAACUAUAAUUUUGAGGGUUUAUCAACAAAACCAGCUUGGAAUAACGAAAAGACAAAGAAAUUCGUUUCGAAGGAACUCGCUAACCGACCGGCAAUGGGUUAA
Molecule: messenger RNA, 648 nt
Organism: Oikopleura dioica
Lineage: Eukaryota; Metazoa; Chordata; Appendicularia; Copelata; Oikopleuridae
Source: the annotation of a GenBank genome assembly